AUGCUGGUUCAUUACAAUAAGACUUCUGAUAUCUUGUACUAUGAAGUUCUGGAUAUACCACUCCCAGAGUUGAAAAGGCUAAAGACCUUAAAAGUACUUUUUCGUCAUUCAACAAAAGAUGAAGUUUCUGUUCACAAUAUAAGAUUGCCAAAACAAAGUACUGCUGGAGAUGUCAUUAAUGACCUCAAGACAAAGGUGGGGUUAUCCAACGCUGAUGCAGAGAUUCGACUGCUUGAGGUUUUCUACUACAAAAUUUACAAGAUUUUUCCACUUGAUGAAAAGGUUGAGAAUAUAAAUGAUUUUUGUUGGACUUUGCGAGCGGAGGAGAUUCCAGAAGAGGAGAAGAAUCUGGGUCCUAAUGACCGUUUAAUCCAUGUUUAUCAUUUCAAGAAAGAUGCAUCCCGGAAUGACAUGGUCAAAAAUUUUGGAGAGCCUUUCUUUCUGCUUAUCCACGAAGGUGAGAUUCUAGCAGAGGUUAAACAACGUAUCCAGAAGAAGCUGCAGGUGUCUGAUGAUGAAUUUGCCAAGUGGAAGUUUGCAUUCCUCUCCCAGGGAGAGCCUGAUUAUCUUCAAGUUACAGAUAUUGUUUCAAGUCGCUUUCAGGUAAAAUAUGUUUGUGCCUAUGGAGCUUGGGAGCAAUAUCUUGGGUUGGAGCAUUCGGGCAAUGCACCAGAAAGAUACCCUCGGAACUUUUAA
This is a messenger RNA of Cryptomeria japonica (Japanese cedar), 696 nucleotides long. RefSeq names its product ubiquitin C-terminal hydrolase 13-like. The transcript is spliced from 9 exons. The coding region runs from base 1 to 696 and encodes 231 amino acids. The record is from RefSeq and is a predicted model, not a curated record. Lineage: Eukaryota; Viridiplantae; Streptophyta; Pinopsida; Cupressales; Cupressaceae.